AGUUACUUAUCCUUACGUCUAUGCAUUGUCCUUUACAAUGACCAAUUGUUUGGAUAUAUAACACUGCAAGUCGCCUGUCAGAGGGGGAUAACUGAGUGCGGACGAGUACCGAUAAUCGAGGUAUAUGAUCUAUUCCACAAAGUUUGGAUCCGAGUGAAAGAACGUGAAAUUCAGAAUCCAUGGAAGUCGAAAAACCCACCGCCGAGAAACGGAUCUUCUUGAUCAUCAACUGCAUAAUACUCGCCAUCGGCAACUGCGGCGGUCCUUUAAUCAUGCGCCUCUACUUCAUCCACGGCGGCAAGAGGAUCUGGUUUUCCAGCUGGCUGGAAACCGGGGGAUGGCCUGUAAUCCUCAUUCCCCUCAUCGUCUCAUACACGCGCCGCCGCAGGCCCAACCCCGGGGCCAAGCUCAUCCUCAUGAAGCCCCGCCUGUUCGUGGCGGCGGCCGUCAUCGGAAUCCUAACCGGCUUCGAUGACUACCUGUACGCGUACGGCGUGGCUAAGCUCCCCGUCUCCACCUCCUCACUCAUCAUCGCGUCGCAGCUGGCGUUCACGGCGGUGUUCGCGUACUUCCUCGUGAAGCAGAAGUUCACGGCGUACUCGAUAAACGCGGUGGUCCUGCUGACGGUGGGAGCGGCGGUUUUAGGGGGGUUUUUCAGGACGGGGGCGGCGGCGGCGCUGUACGGGCUAAUCCUGCCGGUGGUGGAGUACACGUACAAGAAGGCGAAACAACCGGUAACCUACACGCUGGUUAUGGAGAUUCAAUUGGUCAUGUGUUUUUUUGCGACGGUUGUUUGCACCGUGGGGAUGAUCAUCAACAAGGACUUCCAGGCAAUAGGAAGGGAAGCAAAGGGAUUUGGACUUGGGGAGGCAAGGUACUACAUAGUGGUAGGGUGGAGUGCAAUAAUAUGGCAGUGUUUUUUCUUGGGAGCCAUUGGUGUCAUUUUCUACGCAUCAUCACUCCUCUCAGGCAUCCUCAUCUCUGUCUUGCUCCCAGCAACUGAAGUACUAGCCGUUAUUUUCUACCACGAGAAGUUCCAAGCUGAAAAGGGCGUCUCCCUUUUUCUCUCUCUUUGGGGAUUUAUUUCCUACUUCUUUGGUGAGAUCAAGACCACCAAGAAGCAGAAGAUGAUGAUGAUGAAGAACACCACCACCACUGAUGAUCAUCAGAUAUCAGAAGCCCAGUUGGCUCAUCACCACCCUUGAUCAUUCCCUUAUUUAAUUUUUUUUUUUUAGAUACGUAUGUGUUUUAUCCCAACUUUUCAAAAAUGUUACAGCUGAUAUUUUGUAUAUCAGUUGCAUGGAUGAUUAACAUAUACCUUAUUUCAGAUAUUUGUGUUUAUUAUUCAUAUAUUUAAUAUACAAAAUACUGAUCAUGUAGCAUAUAUUUUAAUACAAUUUU
This is a messenger RNA of Sesamum indicum (sesame), 1401 nucleotides long. Its product is annotated as purine permease 3-like. Gene Ontology annotation, cellular component: membrane. Gene Ontology annotation, molecular function: purine nucleoside transmembrane transporter activity. NCBI's taxonomy places the organism in Eukaryota, Viridiplantae, Streptophyta, Magnoliopsida, Lamiales, Pedaliaceae. The record is from RefSeq and is a predicted model, not a curated record.